AUGGCGGCUGAAAAUGGUCAACUUGAGGAAGUGAGGUACAUUCAUUGUUUAUUAUGCAAUGACAAUAAGCCAUUCAAAGGUUUUUUGUCACACAUUCGAGAAAAGCAUGUUAAUUAUUAUCGCUAUAAAUGUACGAAGUGCGCUUUCAAAUCUGAUAAUGAAGAAGACAGUGCCUUACACUCUUUUGAAAAAAAUCAUCAUGUGAAGUUCGAUAACGCCAACUACCACGAACAUUUGGCAGUUAAGAUCUUCCAGGACUGUUGCCGUGAACAAUUUGUUAUUCGACAUGAGAUGGAAAAGCAUGAAAAUUUUAUCUCGGAACCGACAAAGAGAAGAAGGAAUUGGAAUUCGUGUUCAGAUAUUCAAAAGAUUCAAAGCCCAAAAAAAUCCAAGUUGAAAACGAAUGAUACAUGUACGUCUAGUUUAUUGAAGCAUGAAGUAGAUUUGCAAGUGAUAUCGGGAAAUCAAAGGAAUUCUGGAAACACUACGAAUUCAAGAAAAUGUUUAAAUGAUGUGGAAAAACUUGAAUCUGGAAUUCCUACCACCAAAAUUCUUUCUAAAGCUGCUGCUGAUGAUAGUGAAUCCUAUAAAUUGUCAGAAUCUGAUAACCAAACACUUUGUGCUUUGGGGCUAUUCUCUGACGCUUUGGAAAAUACUGAAACUACCAGUUCUGAUAAGUUUCUAAACUCCAAUGCUGUUAACAAUGUUGUUUCGAUUGAUGGAGAAGUCAGUAAAUCUAACAGGAAUACUUUUGACCCUAAAAGACGAACAGUAGAGAAUAGUUCUGUUCCACUGGUUACAACAUUGAAACUAAAUACUACAUGUCGUAAAUGCGGAAAGGAUGUAGGUGUCGAUUACAUUGCUAAGAAAACGCAUGCUUUGCAAUUUCACUUUACUCAAGAUGACGAUCCAGAAAUCGCCGAAUUGUUACCAGCUACUGUAAAAGCCUGCUUUCCAUACUCUUUAUCUUGGAGUGAUUAUCAGUGCACGGAAUGUGGAAAGGCGUUAGGGACACAUGGUAGUCGAAGAAAUCAUGUUUUAAAAGAACAUUUUUAUUGGUCUGCUAUCUGUCCACUUUCUGGUUGUACGACCGUUAUCAAUGCUGUUGGUAAUUUGGAAGAACAUUUUAAGUUAGAGCAUAAUAUUUCAAUGUCGAAAAUGCCAAAAGGAUUAAGACAAAAGCUCAUAAAGAUGGAAAAUGACCGAAAAAAUGAUUUACAUCGACAGUUGAGUCACUGUUUUCCCUGCUCGUUGCCUCCAAAGAGACAAAUUACAUCCAAAGAAUCAGCAUGUGAUAGCAAGCAUUUACCAAAACCAAGCAUUACAUCCGUCCUUUCUUCUCUUCUACAUUCUGAGCCCAUUAAUUAUGCAAAGAAAAAAAAUUUCACUUACUCGUCGUCAGAUACCGAAUCAAGUUCUGGAGACGAUGAAGAUGGUUCAGGAAUAAAAGACGAAGAGUAUUAUGUAGUGAAUGAAAAAGAAUGUUCAAAAAAUGUGAGUGAUUUGGAUUCGAAUAUUACUUGCGAUAAUUUUUGUGAUCACGAGAAGCGUGGUGAUGUAGGAGACAAAGAACAGCCCUGCUCGACAGCAUGUCAUUCGCGGUGUUUCGAAAGCAGUGAAUAG
Messenger RNA from Brugia malayi, 1623 nucleotides. RefSeq lists its product as uncharacterized. Lineage: Eukaryota; Metazoa; Nematoda; Chromadorea; Rhabditida; Onchocercidae. Bases 1 to 1623 code for a protein of 540 amino acids. The transcript is spliced from 11 exons. The record is from RefSeq and is a predicted model, not a curated record.